Molecule: messenger RNA, 639 nt
Organism: Acanthosepion pharaonis
Lineage: Eukaryota; Metazoa; Mollusca; Cephalopoda; Sepiida; Sepiidae
Source: the annotation of a GenBank genome assembly
AUGUCCCAUGUCACAUCAGGGCAUCGGAGGUCAUGGCGCUUUCUGGUCAGGUCUGUCACCAGUUCGUCUCUUGAUGAUGGUCCGUUAUCGCACACUGCAUAUGCCGUAUCUACAUCGCUAAAAAAUAAAACGGGCAGCCUCCCGAAUGUAUAUUCUUCUUCCUCGUUUUCUUCUUCUUCUUCUUCUUCUUCUUCUUCUUCUUAUUAUUAUUAUUAUUAUUAUUAUUAUUAUUACUUUAUUCUUCCUUUUUUCCAUUUUCUUUUCGUUUUCAUCCUUUUUUUCUUCAUAUUCUUCUUCCAUCACUUCUUUUCUUCUUUUUAUUCUUGCUCUUCUUACAUUUUUCUUCUUCGUACUCUUCGAAAAGAAAGAAGUAACGACAUUGUGAGUCUCUCUCUCUCUCUCUCUCUCUCUCUCUCUCUCUCUCUCUCUCUCUCUGUACCACCCUACCCCCUGCCUGUAUGUCUGUCUCUCUCAGAAUAUAUAUACAUAUCUCUCUCUAUCCCUCUAUCUCUAUCUCUCUCUCUAUCUCUCUCUCUAUGUCACUCUCUCUCUCUCAGUAUCUCUCUCUCUCUCUCUCACUCACUCUCUGUAUAUACUUCAUGUAUCUGCUGCUGCCAUACCAUGAAUUUGUGGGCAUAG